AACCCACAUGUAAAUAAGAAAUGUAAGAAGAAAACAUAAAAAUCCCCAAAUUACAAAUCCCGGUUGUGUGUUUGCCGGAGUGGCAUCUCCACCUUCAAUUCCAUUUCAAUCUCCAGCCCUAAAUGUUCGGACCCUCCGGCAAGUCCGGCCGGGGUGGCCGCGGCGGCGGGAGCUCCGGCGCCAAGCGUAAGCUCCAGUCCAACUUCCAUUCCGCCUCUCUUAAUCGUCCUUCCGGUCGCCGUCCCUCCGCCGGCGCCGCUGCCGGCGGCUCUUCCGCGUCUCGUAACAGCCGGAAGACCACCACGACGCCGCCGAGUCCUUCGGCAGCAGCUCCUUCGGCUGCGGUGGAGGAAAGUUUCAGUCUUGUGACUGGAAAUCCGCUGGAUUUCGCUAUGAUCAUUCGGCUGACGCCGGACCUUGUGGACGAGAUCAAGCGUGUUGAGGUGCAGGGGGGGUCGGCGAGGAUCAAGUUUGAUGCCAAUGCCAAGAAUACUUCCGGGAAUGUUAUCGACGUGGGAGGUAAGGACUUCAGAUUUACAUGGUCGAGGGAGAUGGGAGACCUUUGUGACAUAUAUGAAGAACGACAAAGUGGGGAAGAUGGAAAUGGUUUGCUUGUGGAAUCUGGGUGUGCUUGGCGAAAGCUCAAUGUGCAGCGAGUCUUGGACGAAUCAACAAAAAACCAUGUUAAGAUGCGGUCGGAGGAAGCUGAGCGGAAGUCUAAAUCUCGGCAAGCUAUUAUUCUGGAUCAUGGAAACCCAUCAAUGAAAAACCAAAUGAAGGCGCUUGCUGCUGCCGAAGCUAAUACCUGGAAAAUGCCUUUUAAACAAAAAAUAGAGCCUCCUUACAAAAAAAGAAAAUCUGAACCUCCUCCAGGUCCACCUAAAUCAGCUCACAAACAUGGCUUCUCCUUGUCAUCUUCGAAAGGGAGGAUGUCGCGUUCACCCCUACCAUCUACACCUGAGCAACCUCCUGCAUCAGCAUCCCCACUUGGACCUAGCAGUAUCACUAGGGGAUAUGCAAGUGUAGAAGAUACUAUGCCAACCCAAGCAACUAGUAAAGAAAAAGCUUCCAGCUCUGAGAAAGGAACGCCCAGCAGAGUUGCUAGCACUGCAUUACUAGAUAAAUCAGCUCGCAAGGGGAGUUUGGUAGUCAAACCUACUGACUUGAGAAGCAUGCUGAUUUCUUUCUUGACAGAGAAUCCAAGGGGGAUGAGCCUUAAGGCAUUGGAGAAAUCUGUGGGCGAAUACUUCCCCAACUCUGCAAGACAAAUUGAGCCCAUUAUCAGAAAAAUUGCAACUUACCAAACUCCCGGAAGAUAUAUCUUGAAAUCAGAAGCAGAGCUUGAAAGCCUUAAAAACCCUGUUCCCGGAAGUUCACCUGAAAAUAAUCAACAAGCACCUGUCCCUGGUAACAAUCGCGGUGAUACAUCUGAUCCCAAAAACAGUGCUUCCCCGAAAUCCCGUGCACAAAUCGAUGAGCCUGUAAAUCUUAAUUGUGAGCCUGGGGAAGUAACAGUUUCUGAAAAAAAUGAUCUUCCUUCACCUGAUCAUUAUGUGGAGGAAAAAGUUCCUGACAAUAGCGAAGGGCAUGUAGCUACGUCUACUGACAGCGGAAGUGAUAGUGACAGUGAAAGUGAUAGUAGUGAUAGCGAAAGUGACAGUGGAAGCAAUAGCAGAGGCAGAAGUAAGAGUAAAAGCCCUGUUGGAAGUGCGAGCGGGAGUAGCAGUGACAGUGAGAGUGACGCCUCUUCCAAUAGUAAGGAAGGUUCUGAUGAGGAAGUGGAUAUCAUGACCAGUGAUGAUGAUAAAGAACCAAAGGAUAACUUGCAAGCUCACAGACCCGAAUCACAUGUAUCGCCACUUCCAUGGAGACCGGAUGGUUUGAUGGUGCAAAAUAUUCCUGAUGAAAUGGAAGAUUUUCAUGCUUCCGAAGUAGUUGAGAUUAUGGAAAACUCACCUGUCUAUGCUCAAAAAUCUGAAAUUGAUGCCUCUAAUGGAGUAGUUUCCAAUAAAGAAGGUGAAAAGCAUGCACCAGUGAUCAAAGCUUCUCCUGGCAAUUCCUAUGUGCAUCCUGAAAGUCGAGUGUAUACAGAAAACUUGCACAGAGGAAGGGACAAGACGGCGAGGGAUGAUUUGAGACAUGAAGAAUCUGAUAGAUAUCAAAGAAAAUCUGAAGGAAAAUCGAAAAGACGUUCUGACGACAAGCAUAUUGAUGGUUAUGCUGUGCACUCUGAUAAAGUAAAAGCAGGAAGUGCGACUCAAGCACCAAUGUCCGAGGACACUAGCUUUAUUUUCUCUGGAAGUCCAGGAAAGUGCUCUCCUGACUCUUACAAAUCCCUGCAUCCUCAAAUUACACCCAAAGCUGUGAAGGAAAGAACUGAUUCUGGUGUACAUAGAAGUUACAACCAAUCACAUCCUGGUAAAUCAAUUUCUGAUUCCCAGCUGUCUGGUCCAAGGCCUGAUGAUAUUAGUGGACGAACGAAAGCUCCUUCCGGUAUAUAUGCUGAGAACCUGGGCAGCAAUGCUAAGUCUACUGAAAGGAGCCUUCAGACUCCCGAAGCCAUACCUCUGCACAAAGAAAAAAUUAAGCGUGAUAUACAAAGCGAAGAUGGUUAUAACAAUGAAAAAAGACCACCAAAAAAUCCUAGAGAAGGUGCUGUUGACAAAAACCUGACACCUACCGAUUCCCAUAGCAGGAAACGAGGUGAGUUACCUGGAAAGAUCAGGGAGGUUGGAUCAUUUCCAAACUCACAUGCGGGGUAUCCAUCAAAGGGAGGCAACAGAUCUGACAUGGACAGAUCCCCUAUUGUAAAUGAACGAGGUCCAUAUCUUAGAAGGGAGCCCUCAGAGUUAGAGCUAGGGGAACUUCGUGAUCCCUUGCCUGAAGAGACACCUGGAAGUACGAAGCAAUUUGAUAGAAAAGGUUCCUUCAAACAGUCAGAGAAUAAGGUUACCUCUUUUGAUUACUGGAAUUCUGAUCUAGGUAAAGGAAGACCUGCUGGGAGGACAGGUGUAGACCCCAUGAAGCCUUCGCCACCCAAUUCAGAUUUUGAAGUUGUUGGUAAUCUUAAAGGCUCGUCUAAGAAAAGGAGCCCCGGACAUUACGAAGAUUUAGCAAAAGCUCAGCACAAGGUUGUGCAGUCUCACCCUUCGCAUCUAGCAAGAGUUAAUCACGCCGAAUUUAGGUCUCAGCCGACUGACCCAGCAGACGUUAAUACUAAAAGCAAAUGGAAUGAACUUGUAGCAUGUCAGGGAAUUGGUCCAGAAGGGUCUGGAGAUACUCAAAGAAAAGUUUUAGUACUUACUGAACAACAUGAUGCUGUACGCGGAAGACCACAUUCUGCCAAAGGAAGUAAAAGGAGAAAAACUGAUAUAUCUGCUGACCUUGGUGACAAAUGCAAGGAUCCUCGGUUGAUUGACGAUCAUGCUGGGGGUAAGAAGACCAGAGAAUUCUUUUCCAACGACAAUAGUUUUGAAUAUUCCAAGUACGAAAAGGAUGAACCGGAGCUUAAGGGUCCAAUUAAGGAUCAUUUACAGUAUAAGGAAUACGUGCAAGAGUAUCAAGAGAAAUAUGAUAGCUACCUCUCUGUAAACAAAAUAUUGGAGUCGCUAAGGAAUGAGUUCCUACAAUAUGAGAGGGACCUUGAAGCUGCUAAGGGAAGGGAUCUGGCUAAAUGUAAAAGUAUAGAGGAGCAAAUAAAGAAAUCUUAUAGCCAGUGUGGAGCGAGACACAAGCGACUGAAGAAUGUAUUUAUUGUGCUUCAUAAAGAAUUAGAGAGGUUGAAGGAGAUGAUUAAAGAUUAUGCUAAUUCAUACACCCGAGAUUGAUGCCAUCUUGUAGCGUCACAGAUUCGCAUUGCAUAAAAUUAUAUUCUCCUUCUCCAGUCGGUGUGGGCUUUGUGGGGGGGGGGGGGGGGGGGGGGGGGUUGUAAGAGUGGAGUGUGACUUUUAUGCAGAACAUGUAUCUGUGUAGUGAUUAUGGGAAUUGCAUAGCGUAUGUUUUGGAGAAGAAACGUGGUUUAAAGAGAUGAUGGAUCAGAAUGUUUACAAAAGAGUUUCGUUCCAUGCUUUACAAGCGUGGACUUGGUUCCAGACAAUUAAAGUUCAUCUUUGCAAAUUCAAAAAAUGCAAUUUUUUGUAAUUAGGUUGGAGAGUUGGUGGUGUAUAUGUACAUAAGCUGUACAAUACACUCUUACAUUUCAGUUCCUUAUUGAUAGUCUUGUGUUAGCAUAUUUGUGCUC
This is a messenger RNA of Daucus carota subsp. sativus, 4240 nucleotides long. RefSeq lists its product as uncharacterized. The coding region runs from base 123 to 3827 and encodes 1234 amino acids. The record is from RefSeq and is a predicted model, not a curated record. NCBI's taxonomy places the organism in Eukaryota, Viridiplantae, Streptophyta, Magnoliopsida, Apiales, Apiaceae. The transcript has 12 exons.